UGCCACCUUGUUUCAAAAUUACUGUGUAGAGAGUCUACUACUCAUACUAUGCAAGUGCAAAGAGCCAGCGCCCACCUGCGAGUAGUAUCUGGCGUGAGUGUUCGUUCUCCUGUGAUGACGGCUGGGGAUCUCGAACUCUACCAAUGAAUCUCGCUCGUUUUUUUCUAGUAGAUAUAGCAAACCAACAGAGAGAUCUCAUGGGCUAUCUUUGGCGUCUUGGAUUGAUGAAUCGAAAACAAUGUUUAUCGGAGUCUUUCGUUGGGGUUCCUGGUUCGUUCGCACGCCAUGCCGGCAGUGACGAGCCACGGACAGGCGAGACACCGGUAAUGGGAAGCACGGAGACACCCGUCUGGCCUGUUCCUGCGUCAAAGGCGAGCACCAACGGGCCCAAUCAGAUAUCCUUGCUCACAUGGGCUGCCAGAAGUGGCCGUCUCAUGAGCCGCCGCCCAAUACCGUACUUGGCUGCAUACCAUACAGGUGCAGUACCUGCGAGCGUCGCUCUCGAGGAAUUCCUCAAUGGAGCGUGUAUGGACGCCUGCGGGGCCGGCAAUGAGGCACCGGAGCAGGCGCUGCCUGGCGAUGGGUUCUCCAUUCCUAGUCUGUUCAUCUGCUCCGAGGCUUUCAUGUAAUGAAU
Messenger RNA from Trichoderma asperellum CBS 433.97, 634 nucleotides. RefSeq lists its product as uncharacterized. The record is from RefSeq and is a predicted model, not a curated record. NCBI's taxonomy places the organism in Eukaryota, Fungi, Ascomycota, Sordariomycetes, Hypocreales, Hypocreaceae.